Molecule: messenger RNA, 1887 nt
Organism: Cucumis melo (muskmelon)
Lineage: Eukaryota; Viridiplantae; Streptophyta; Magnoliopsida; Cucurbitales; Cucurbitaceae
Product: AP-4 complex subunit mu
Exons: 13
Coding region: 125-1480 (451 amino acids)
Biological process (GO): protein targeting; Golgi to lysosome transport
Cellular component (GO): trans-Golgi network; clathrin adaptor complex; cytoplasmic vesicle
Source: RefSeq, a predicted model, not a curated record
UCUUCCCGAGGGAGUGCUCGGAAAGUCUCCCAUCCGGUUGAGUUCCUUCACGCUCCGUUGUCUCUGUGAAUCGGAGACUUACUGGUUUUUUAUAUUCUCAACAGCCGUUGCAGAGUUAUCGGCCAUGAUUUCCCAGUUCUUCGUGCUCUCGCAGAGAGGCGACAAUAUCGUAUUCCGAGAUUAUCGUGGCGAAGUUCCGAAAGGAAGUGCUGAGAUCUUUUUCCGGAAAGUGAAAUUCUGGAAGGAAGAUGGAGAAGGAGAUGCGCCACCUGUCUUUAAUUUGGAUGGUGUAAACUACUUUCACGUGAAGGUUGUAGGACUGUUAUUUGUUGCUACAACAAGAAUUAAUGCAUCACCUUCUCUUGUUCUUGAACUUCUUCAAAGAAUUGCACGUGUCAUCAAAGAUUACCUUGGGGUUCUCAAUGAAGAUUCCCUCAGGAGAAAUUUUGUUCUUGUGUACGAGUUGCUAGAUGAAGUUAUUGAUUUUGGUUAUGUACAAACAACUUCAACUGAGGUUUUGAAGUCAUAUGUAUUUAAUGAGCCAAUUGUGGUUGAUGCUGCACGCUUGCCUCCCCUUGGUCCUGCUUCCAUUUUUGUGCAAGGGAGCAAACGGAUGCCAGGUACAGCUGUUACUAAGUCUGUGGUUGCAAAUGAGCCUGGAGGUAGAAAAAGAGAGGAAAUUUUUGUUGACAUAAUCGAGAAGAUUAGUGUCACAUUCAGCUCAAGUGGGUAUAUACUUACUUCAGAGAUUGAUGGUACCAUUCAAAUGAAGAGCUAUCUAACGGGUAACCCAGAAAUUCGGCUUGCUCUUAAUGAGGACUUGAGCAUUGGAAGAGGUGGAAGGUCAAUCUAUGAUUAUAGCAGUUCAUCUGGUGGAGGGACAGUGAUCCUUGAUGAUUGUAAUUUUCACGAAUCUGUGCAUCUUGAUAAUUUUGACACUGACAGAACUUUGGUCUUGGUACCACCAGAAGGUGAAUUUCCUGUCAUGAAUUAUCGAAUGACUCAAGAAUUCAAGCCUCCCUUUCGUAUUAAUGCCUUAAUUGAAGAAGCAGGGUCCCUUAAGGCUGAAGUAAUUCUCAAAGUUCGUGCUGAAUUUGCCUCCAGCAUCACAGCAAACACAAUUAUGAUUCAGAUGCCCCUUCCAACUUUCACAACAAGGGUCAGUUUUGAAUUGGAACCUGGAGCAGUUGGAAAUACAACUGAUUUUAAAGAGGCGAACAAGAGACUAGAAUGGGGUUUGAAGAAGAUUGUUGGUGGAUCUGAACAUACUUUACGUGCGAGGCUCACAUUUUCACAAGAAUCACAUGGAAACAUCGUGAAAGAAGCUGGACCUGUUAGUAUGACAUUCACUAUUCCAAUGUACAACGCUUCAAGGCUCCAGGUUAAGUACUUGCAGAUUGCAAAGAAGUCUAAAACCUAUAAUCCAUAUAGGUGGGUAAGAUAUGUGACACAAGCAAAUUCAUAUGUUGCUCGGUUGUGAAUGUAGCCUUCCUCGAUCUAGUUUCUCUCUUUUAUUAUUUUGAGCUGCUCUAUCAGUAAGCAAAAUAAACACUUGUGGGUUGUGGUUUAUCUGAGGCUGUGUUUGGUGCAUGAUAUGGAGUUAUUUUUAUCUUGUGGAGUUUCGAGUGUUGCUUAUUCAUCCUUCAAGUGCACCUCUCAUAAUAGCUGUGGUCUACAGUGUUCAUAGUGUGGAAUGCUUUAAAGUUAUCAAAAUUGUCAAAAACGGCAUUGUAAACUAGUAAUUAGGAAACUACGGCAUAUGGGCUAAUAGACAUAUUCAGUCAGAGUGGUGGUCUACAUUCUAGUAGGUCAGGUCGGUGCUUUGAAAUUUAAUUUCAUGUAUUUAAUUUGAACCUUUGAACUUAAUGAUGAUUAGGUAUUAGGAUA